GCUUAUCUCUAUCUGUUUUAGUGUGUCAGUCUGCUCAGCCAGUCCGCUUUUAUCUCUCAUUCAUCGAAUGGUACUUGUGUCCGCCGGUCGGUUUUUCUUUCGCUCUUGGAUACCGCUUAUCCGUAGAAGUGCACUUUCCAGAAUGGGUGAAGCGCAGGGAUUGACGGAUAAGGAAGCCAAGGAGUUGCUUAAACUUACCGAUGCCGACACUAAGGAUUAUAUUUUCCAACAAACCAUGUAUCGCAUCAAGGAUCCACGAGCAUCUCUUCCCUUCUACAAUGAGGUUCUUGGGAUGAACCUGCUUUGCAAAAUGGAUUUUCCGGAAGCACAGUUCUCGCUGUAUUUUAUGGGAUAUGAGGACAUUGCUGACCAACCUUCCGAUAAGAAAGAAUGCAUUCAAUGGGCCAUGAGCCGAAAGGCAACGCUUGAACUAACACACAACUGGGGCACAGAAGCCGAUCCCGAUCAGAAGUAUCACAACGGAAAUGCCGAGCCGCGUGGUUACGGUCAUAUUGGAAUCAUGGUUCCCGAUGUAGCCAAAGCUUGUGCUAGGUUCGAUAGGCUCGGUGUGGAGUACGUUAAACGCCCGGAGGAUGGACGCAUGAAGGGACUGGCUUUUAUCAAGGAUCCCGAUGGUUACUGGAUCGAAAUCUUCAACGCUUCUAAAGUCGCUGGAUUGUGAAGUGGGAUUUUUUUUAUGGAACAUUGAGUCGUCCAAAUAAGCCAGUGAAAAGGGGAGCGAAACGGUUUUUUUCUCAAGCAUGCGUAUUGGAAUCAAAUGAUAUUUGCCUUAUAUUUAUUAGAUUAAGCUAAUGUUUUGUCCUUUGGACAAUAAAGAGAUUCAAGCUUUACACUCGA
Wyeomyia smithii (pitcher-plant mosquito) is the source of this 858-nucleotide messenger RNA. RefSeq names its product lactoylglutathione lyase (gene Glo1). The record is from RefSeq and is a predicted model, not a curated record. The transcript has 5 exons. The coding region runs from base 68 to 682 and encodes 204 amino acids. Lineage: Eukaryota; Metazoa; Arthropoda; Insecta; Diptera; Culicidae. Gene Ontology annotation, molecular function: metal ion binding; lactoylglutathione lyase activity.